GGAAGAUGAUCGUGAUGUUCGAACACAAGCGCAAAAAGACUGGUUUUCUUGUCCAAUUGGGCCAUUUGUGUCAUGGGUACUUUUGUGGUUGAUUUGGUGUGUUUUAAGAUCAAAUUGAUGUAUCAAUUAUAAUGAUAUGUUGUAAGCCUUAGGGCAGAGGCACCCUACUUCUUAGGUUGUGGGAGCCAUUCUGUUGGCCAGGUUGCAGGGACAAAGACGUUUCUUGGAUGGAUGUAUAUAAAUGUUGGGGAAAUUGUACAUGUUAAUUGAUGUUUCCUCAUACAUUAAUUCCAGAUGAAAACGUUCCAAUGAUCUUUGUAUGUGGCACAGUUCUUGUACUUUUGAACUGACUGUAUGUAAGGGCCUAGGUUUGCUUAGGGAUGGUAGGGACAUAACCAGUGUUGGGAAAGUUCAUUUUCUACAUGAACUAGUUCAAAUUGCAGUUCACAAAUUUUAAAAUGAACUGUUCAGUUCGUAGUUCAUAAUUCAAAAUUUUGAACUAAAGUUCAUGGUUCCAAAAAAUGAACUGUUGAAGUUCAGUUCUUUUUGUUCGCCAAAAAUUGUUGCAAGCUAUUAUUGGCAGUCUCCAUAUAGAACCACAGACAGCAAUUCAUGUAUCCUUUUAAACACUGAAACUAUGUGUCGGAUUCAUCUUCAUAUUCAAUUUCAAAUCCUUGUAUAACCAGGGUUUACACUAGCAGUGAGGGGGCAGCCCUCAGAUUACUGGGAUUUCCAUGAUGCUUUGCUGCCACUCAGUCCGUCCACACAUUAGCAGCUCUACAGCUUUUAUCUACAGUAUAUUUUCAUAAGCAUAAGCAAAACCUUGCUGUUUAAAUGAAUCUGGUAUGCUGUUAGCGGUAUUUGGGUGGCAGAGGUACUGCUCUGGCCAACCGUUGCAGUCUCUUUCUUAAUCGCACAUGCUCGCAGUCGCAGAUACCUAGCAAGGCUUGUCGCAUGCUUUAUUUCGAUGUGCCGUUUAAGGUUGGCUAAAGACGUUACCGACGUACGGACGGUCUUCUUCAAUCCAGGUGGACAAAGUUUACAAGUGAACGUUAUAUUUUAGCCAUCCGACGUAUGACGUAUUUGCUUAAACCAGGGGUGUCCAAACUUUUUGCAAAGAGGGACAGAUUUGGUGAGGUAAAAAUGUGGGGGGCCGACCUUGGCUGACGUCCUUUACGGAGAACAAUAUAUUUAAGCAAAUUUUAGCAAGCCAUUCAGUGUGUCACAUUUACUUUAUUAUUUUUUUAAAUUGAAUAAUUUCAACAAUCUUACAACUAGCCUUUGUGGCGUUCUCUUGCGACUUUCGGCCUCUUGCGAAAUACUGAUGCUGUGAAAUUAAACUGGCUCCAAGUUGCUUCAAUUUCUCGCUGCGAAUCUUCCCUGUAAUCUUGCCGUACAUGUCAGCGUGUCUUGUUUGGUAAUAUCGGCUAACAUUGAAAUCUUUAAAAACAGUGACUGUCUCUUUGCAAAUGAGGCAGACACAGUUGUUCCGUAUUUUAGUGAUGAAAUAGUCCAAUUUCCACCUAUCCUUGAAGCGUCGGCCGUCACAGUCAACUUUCUUUUUUUUGUUGAUUGUCACCAUUUUAGAAAAUGGAAGUAAUAGGUCACACGGGGUAAUGUUGCUUAGCCCUUCAAUACCUGCAACACGAAGCAAUUAUCAGAGAAUCCCAAAAUUUGAAAAAUAAGGUCCUAAUGAAACUAUUUUUUCAAAUUUGUAAAAAGAAAAGUCAAAAUGAAUAUGUGUAAUAAGCGCUCUAAUAUUCAUAACCCAUGCUAAGUCAUGUUUUUUUUCUCAUAGAACCUGCAAAUGCAUGUGUUGAGUUGCAUCCAUCAUUUUUGUUUGUUUUCAAAAAGAAAUGUCAAAAUUCUAAAUUAGUCUCAAAAUAAGGAAAUUUUAGGUGUAUCAAAUGUGAUACAUUUGGCAAUAAAGGGUUAAAGUGCUGCUGCCUUUUAGUGGGUAAAUGAGGAGCAGCAUUUCGUGUGUAAGCUACUUCAUAUGCUGGUUGCAGUACUGCUGACCAAUUUAUUAAGUCUGUGUGCGGGCCAGUCGUUAUUGAUUUUACGACAGAGGCUGGGGGCCGGAUGAAAUUUGACCACGGGCCGCAUUUGGCCCCCGGGCCGGACUUUGGACAUGUCUGGCUUAAACAAUACGGCCGUGACAGGCAGCUUGGGUUGCCAGGUUGGACAGUUUUCUGCUAUUAAGGUUAAUUUUUUUUAUUGUGUGUUUUUAGCCUAUGGCUUUAUAUGCAGUUUUGUUGGUAAGGCUCUAAAUGUGAUGAACUCAUGAACGAAGUUAUGAGCACUGCUCACAACUGCUAGAAUGAGCGCGUUCACAGUCAGUAACGUUCAUGAGACAGAAAUAUGAUGCGUUCAAUUCACGUUCGCCCAAAAUGUGAACGUGUUCAUGAACGAUCGUUCAUUAAACGCGUUCAUGCACAACACUGGCUCCUACCCCUGAUCGAAUAAAGGAGUAGCAGUGUUCAGAAGAAGCUGAUCUAGCUGAGCACUUUGAGCUGUACAUCUGGUGCCAGCUUCUCUCCAGAAAGACCAAACAUAACUCCAAGUCUGUAUUUCUUAUUGGAUGAGAUAAAUCUAAGUUGGUUGGGGGCUCGGCGAACUUCUCUGGACUCUUGAGAGGAAAAACAGCUGUUAUAACAGGAGACUAAAUAUGAACACAACACAAACCGCAAUAAGGCCUGCACAAUAUAUUGUUUGAAGAUCACAUUCGCGUUGUGUCCAUGCGCAUUAGUCCCACGCAAACUUUUGUUUUGCUUCAUAAAAGCAGGGAGCUUUUAUGCUUUUACACAGGACAAAUCUUGUUGCGCGGAGUUGUCUUCAUUUUCCACAUAGUCGAGGGCUUUUGUGACCAGCCAUUCGAAGGCGGUGACAUUUUUGAGGUUGUGACGCUCUUUAGUCAGACCCUUGGCCACGCCGGUCACGUCGUACGUUACGUUGGGACGAUCCCACACGGACAGCUUCAAGCUGGGACGCUUGGUGGAAAUACUGGUGUCCACUGAAGAUGGCUGCGGCUCCAAAGGAAGCACAGGUAACUUGACAGGAUCUGUCUGCGGGAUUUUCACCAGAAGUCUCCUCGGCGUGUCGCGCUUGUCGAACAACAUUGACGUGUUUUGCUUUUUGGCCACUGGAGAAUGCAGUUCUGCCGGUCGGAGACUGAAAAGGAGGCAAAAAUGUGCAGGAUGAAAGAGUUGGUGGCACUUUUGCUUGUGGCUGUGCAAAUUCAAAACGUCAAGCCCGUGAUCCACACGCUGAAGUAUAUUGAGACUGCGUCGUCACAAAUUCCAAACUUCCCCGAGUUCUUGAGUGUCGGUUAUGUUGACGGUGUUCAGAUUGUUCACUACGACAGCAAGAGCAGGAAAUUAAGACCCAAACAGGACUGGAUGAAGAAAAUCACAGCCGAGGAUCCAACCUACUGGGAGAGAAACAGAGAGCUCCUUAUUCAUUCAGAGCAGGUCAACAAAGUCAGCCUUGAAACUGCUAAAGAGCGCUUCAACCGAACUGGAGUUGUUAACAUGGUUCAGGUGAUGUAUGGCUGCGAAUGGGACGAUGAGACCGGCGAGGUGGACGGUUGGGAACACCACGCUUACGACGGAGAAGACUUUAUAUCGUUUGAUUUGAAGGGACUGAGGUGGAUCGCGGUCAAGCCACAAGCUGUCGUCACCAAACACAAAAGCACGUUCGCAAUGGGAGGGACUUCCUCAUGAGAACAGAGCUUCCGCGGAUCUCCCUGCUGCAGAAGACGUCGCGGUCGCCGGUGACCUGCCAUGCCACGGGUUUCUACCCCAGGGAGGCCGUCCUGUUUUGGAAGAAGGACGGCGAGGAGCUCUUUGAGGACGUGGAAAUGGGCGAGAC
Molecule: messenger RNA, 3870 nt
Organism: Corythoichthys intestinalis (scribbled pipefish)
Lineage: Eukaryota; Metazoa; Chordata; Actinopteri; Syngnathiformes; Syngnathidae
Product: class I histocompatibility antigen, F10 alpha chain-like
Exons: 6
Coding region: 3150-3722 (190 amino acids)
Biological process (GO): immune response
Cellular component (GO): external side of plasma membrane
Source: RefSeq, a predicted model, not a curated record